Medioppia subpectinata is the source of this 377-nucleotide messenger RNA. The record is from the annotation of a GenBank genome assembly. Lineage: Eukaryota; Metazoa; Arthropoda; Arachnida; Sarcoptiformes; Oppiidae.
AGUUGACUCGUCGUAACGACGAUAUGAUUAAGAAAUUAGAGCAACAAAGACAGGAAUUGGACGAAAGGAGGAAAGCUUAUCAAAAAGAUUUGGAAGCGUUUGAACUCAUCUCCAAAGACAUGGAAGAGAUCAGAAGAGUUAACACAAUGGACAGCACAAUGAGAUCAAUGUGUUUAUAGCUCUGAUUGAUUGCAUGUCUUAACGUCAAAGAAAAGCUGCCAUUAAUGCGGAAAAAAUUAUUAGAAGAAUGAUAAAUAUUACCGGGAUUUUAGUGUUGACUCGAUUUUAUUAAAUGGAUUUAGGGAUUGCAUUGACGGCUAUUAUCUGACACCUUCGGCCUCAGUCUCCACUCUUAACUCAAAUCAUCGAAAUUCACG